AUGGCUGAAUCACUGGAAGAUGUGUACAUCACGCUCCUCAUGAGCGACUCGUACAUGCCGGGUGCAGCAGUCCUGGCUCAUUCCCUGCGAGAUGCCGGAACCACGAAGAAAUUGGCCGUGCUCAUCACCCCCGAGACGCUCUCUGAGCAGGCUGUUGAAGAACUCAAGGUGCUGUACGACUAUGUGAUUCCAGUCGAGCGUAUUCGCACUGCCAAUACUGCCAAUCUCUACUUGAUGGGGCGUCCUGACCUAGCAUACACUUUCACCAAGAUUGCACUAUGGAAACAGACUCAAUUCCGCAAGCUAGUAUAUCUCGACGCCGAUGUCGUUGCCCUGCGUGCUCUGGACGAGCUGUUCGACAUUGAGGCCGACUUUGCUGCAGCCCCAGACAUUGGCUGGCCAGAUGCCUUCAACAGUGGUGUCAUGGUCAUCAAGCCAGAUCUGAGUGUAUACGAGGCUCUGGCGGCCAUGGCAGCCGCUGGCGAGAGCUUCGACGGCGCAGACCAAGGCUUACUCAACCAGUAUUUCGAGCACCGUCCCUGGCAGCGCCUCAAGUUCACCUACAACUGUACCCCCAAUGCCGAGUACCAGUGGGAGCCCGCAUACCGUCACUACAAGCAUGAAAUUGCCGCCGUUCACUUCAUCGGCAAGAACAAGCCUUGGUCGGGCAACCAUCCUGGUGGCAGUGGUGUAUACGGAGAACUGGUGGCACGAUGGUGGGCAGUACACCAGAAGCAUUUUGGCGAUGGACAGAGAGCUGGUGAGACACAUGGCACGCUAAGUGAAGCCAUUAACUCUUCCUCUUUUGUCCCUCCCCCUGCAGAAGCUUCUUCUGUCCCCACCGAGCCACCCAUAACUGAUACUGAAGAUGAAGUGCACAAUGUUAACCAAGUCGAUAUAGGAACUCUCUCGAACCCCUGGGACCCAACCAAGUCCGGCCCCCCAUCUCAAUCGAGGCCCGAAGCCGCCAACUUCCCGAACCAGACUUAUGGUUUCAGCGACGACCCUUCACUUUUCCGAGCCCCAAGUGCCUAUCCAGAUGCUCCCAAGGACAUGUGGUACCAAGUACCAGACAAUAAGCCAGCACCUGCUAACCUGCCUCCCCCCAUCUUUCCAUGGGAGCAGGCCCCCGACAGACCCCAGCCGACGCGUAUCUUUGCCGAAGACCAGUCGCCAGAACCCACUCCUGCUGUCGAGUUACCAACGCAUCCCUUUUCGACUACCCACUUCGAAGGCGAUGACAAGACGGCAGCUGAGGGUGCCAAGAAAGAACCUUCACCUGAAAGGCCCUCGGGCCAGCAGUGGCAGUCCACCGCCGGCAAUGCGUGGGAUAACGUUCCAGGUAUCGACAAUUACGUGCGCGCCGUGUCCGACCUCAAUGGGCAGCGUGGUAAGACUGCAGCUCUUCAGAAAACGACAGGUACAGACGAUAUUAGCUCGCCCACGAUUGAGCAAGGUCGUCGCGAGAGCCUCAUCAUCACCGACUUCCCUACUGCUGUCGAGCGGCCGAGCCUUCCUGUGACACCAGCCCCUGUCCGCCGCCCCAUGUUCUGGGGUGAUGAGAAGAACAAGGCGGGUGAACUACCUUCUGCAACAGGUGUGCCUGACCAGACCGAAUGGAACCCCGAGGAGAAGCUUGACCAGUUGCGACGCUCAUCCCUCAUUGAAUUUGAGCACCUCAAGAAGGAUGAACACCCUGACCCGCCACUGCGCGAACUGCCAGAGCACUCUGUCGGGGAUGCUGCAAAGGGACUUGACGGCAGUGACAUCCCGGUAGGCGAGCAGAUUAAGGUCUGA
This is a messenger RNA of Bipolaris oryzae ATCC 44560, 1797 nucleotides long. RefSeq names its product glycosyltransferase family 8 protein. Lineage: Eukaryota; Fungi; Ascomycota; Dothideomycetes; Pleosporales; Pleosporaceae. Gene Ontology annotation, cellular component: cytoplasm. The transcript has 4 exons. The record is from RefSeq and is a predicted model, not a curated record. The coding region runs from base 1 to 1797 and encodes 598 amino acids. Gene Ontology annotation, molecular function: glycosyltransferase activity.